UGCUUACAGUUUUAGCCACCGCAGCGCUGUACAGCUCCGAAAAUGGCAGUGAUGGAUCAAUGAAUUUGUGAUAGUGUGCUUCAAUUAUGAUUUGUGUGAUUAAAUUGUGCUUAGUGUCAUUCAGAUAAAAGUUUGUGAUAUGGGAAAAGACCAGGAACUAUUGGAAGCAGCUAGAAAUGGAAACGUACCUGUGGUUGAAAAGAUACUCAGUCAACGAGCAAAAAGGAGUGGCCCUUUAGCCAGUUUGAGGAGAGGUCCAGGAGCCAACGUACAAGAUGCCAGUGGUUAUUCAGCAUUACAUCAUGCUGCUCUCAAUGGCCACAAACAAAUCGUGCAACUGUUGCUGACACACGAGGCGUCGACGAACAUCGCCGAUGUGAAGGGCUCGUCCCCCCUCCACCUGGCCGCCUGGUCCGGCAAUGUCGAUAUCGUCAGGUUAUUGCUCAACCAUGGGCCCUCAGUGCCCAAUGUCAACCUGACGACUAAGGACAACGAGACAGCUCUACACUGUGCGGCCCAAUAUGGGCACACGGCUGUUGUCAACGAGCUGCUCGAGCACUGCUGUGAUCCCACUAUCAGAAAUGCCCGCCACGAGAGUGCCCUAGAUCUCGCCGCACAGUAUGGAAGAUUAGAAACAGUGGACCUGUUGGUGAGGACACACCCGGAGCUGGUGGAGCCCUACAUGAGCAGAGGUAGCUGCACUCACCCUCACACACCUCUACAUCUCGCUAGCCGCAAUGGCCACAAAGCGGUGGUGGAGACUCUGCUGGCAGCCGGCAUGGAUGUGAACGCAGUGUCGUUCGGCGGCACAGCGCUGCACGAGGCGGCACUGUGCGGCAAGACAGAGGUGGCACGCGUCCUGCUGCAGGCGGGCGUCGAUCUGCGUCUGCGCGACCAGCACCAUCACACUGUGCAGGACCUGUUGCGACAGUUUCCGCCGCACACCGCGCCGCAUGCCAUCAGCAACAUGAUUUCAAGGCACAAAGCAGCUUUGAGCGGCGGAGACAUGAGCGACGACGAGCUGCUUCGCUGUGACUCGAGUCUGCCGCCCAUUCCGGUGCCCUCGCUCGGCUCCCCCUACGAGAAUGUCCGCAUGCCCCCCGGGGGGCCCCCCUCUCACUCACCCACACACUGGCAUCGGAGGGUGUCAGCGUCGUCUGCUAUCUCCAUUAUGUCAGACAACAACAACAGUGGCCUAUCUAAGUCGCUGAUGGACUCUAGCUAUCUGUCGGGCAACGAGCUGAGUUGCCCCCGCAAUCACCGCGACUUGGAUCAGAUGAGUGUCUCCUCCACCGCCUCCAGUACGGGUCCCUCCCCUUCGCCCUCGCCUCGCGAUAUCUAUCUGCCCAUGACGCCUACUGGGGGCAGUAAAAUAUCGCCAACGCCGCCCAAGAAACCGCCCCGCCGCAACCUGUCAGUGUCGCCCACCCACCUGACCCCCCUCAUGUCGGUGUCUAUGGACUCGGGGGGCGGUGACAUCGGGGAGGGCAGAGGCGGGGGCGGUAGCGUGACUGGGGGGGCCUACGAGUACCUGUUCAUGGCACGCAGCGGAGUACGUAGUCAUGGCGACCUGGACGAGCUGCAUGCAGCCGCUGCCAUGGCUGCUGCCGGCAAGCAGCUCAGGCGCGGCAAGUCCGCCGACCAGUAUGUUGACAUGAGGUUGAGGCGGAGUGUCAACAUCGAUGAUAAGGAGCUAACAGCGAAAACGCCGGACGACCCUAAAUACCAGCCGGUGGCGAUUACGUCACUAUACGAGAAUGUGCCCUUCCGAACCACCAACCCUAGGCGCAAACUGCGACGCAUCGGUCAUGACAGGGGGUACGAGAACUGCGACCCCUCCAUCAUCCUGUCCAGGGGGGACCUGCCCUUCCGAAAGGUGGAUCCGUUAUCACCAGCGACAGCUUCGAACAACGACCAAGCCACUUUCAUCUCGAACGCCUACAUCACUCUCAAGUCAUCCACGGAGAGUCUGCUCAACGGAGACCUGAGAAGGAGCGCAAUGACCAACUGCCCUCUUUCUCCCACCCACUAUCAGCAGCCUCCCACCCCCGACCAUCCACCGCCCUCUGCCAUGCAGGCUGAGAGGAGUAUACACGAGAGGAUACGGCCGUUAAGUCAGGAGUACAGCAACAUAAUGAAGAGGAGGUCGCGGGAUAUUGAGACGGAAACCGACGAGGAACUUUUGCUCCUGGUAUUUCCCAGCCAGAACCACCACUCAUCAUCUGCAACGCACUGUCACAACGACGUAUCAAGCGGCAGCGUAUCAUUGUCCAGCAGCGUAUCAUUAUCCGACAAAAGCGUAUCAACUGAUAACAACGCCGUUGAAGAAUUCGUGGGGGAUGCACCUUUUGCAGAUAAAAACUAUCUUGCCUCUGGAAAAUUACGGCGAUAUUGUACUCUACCAAACAGACUGAUGAAGGGCUCCGUGAGUGAAAGCAUCAGUUCACACGCGACCGGCAAAGCGGAGCGACCGAAGACGCUGCGGGGACGUCUACGCAACGUGUUCUACGACCAUAAGGAGGACUCCACCUCCUCAGCCACCUCGGCAGCGGCUGUCUCCUCCUCGGUGACCUCCUCCUCCACCUCCUCAGCAGCUGCCCUGGCCUCCUCGGCAGGUGGCGGAGGAGGAGACAAGACGCUGGCUAUUCUGAGUCCCUUUGACGAGCAGGAGGAAUGGGCCAAGAUUUCGGAGAUCAUGGCGUCGUUUGGGACAGGACUGGUCCGGGAGUCGGUCUUCGUCACAGAGCUGGAGAAGGAGUUCCAGGCUAGGCUGGGUCUAAGUAGGUCUGAAAGCACAGUGGAUAGCCCAAUCAGCCAAAGCACAACGGUCAACCAAUGGCUUACCUCACUUGGACUUUCUGACUACGAAUCUCUCUUCAUCAACUACGGCUAUGAUAAUCCUGACUUCAUUAACGGCGUCCUAGACGACUCAGACCUGAAAGACAUGGGCAUUGGCAACGACAAAGACAGAAAAACAAUUUUGGACGCCUCUCGCUCGCUGCCCUGCAAAGUGCGCGACGCUUUCGUCUCAGUCGCGCUCAACAAUAACAACAAUCACGUGAUCAAAGAUGGCGGCGGUGGAGAGAGGCCACCUGAAAGUGGUGACGGAAAUUCAUCGACUACAACGAAUAAUUCUCAAACUACAGCAGAAGGAAAUGAUGUAGAUGAGUGGUUGGGCAAACUGCAGUUGGAGGAGUACUGUGAGACGUUCAGAAGACAUUUGUACACUGAGAUGGAGAAGGUUAGUAGGAUUUGGGAGGUGGAACUGACCGCUGUGUUGGAGAUUGAGAAGGCGGGACAUCGGAAGCGGAUUCUGGCCUCGCUGCCGCAGACCAAAGAGCGGUGUCCCAACCUGCCGGCCGGGUUCCCCAAGCAGACUGCGGCGCCCAAUAUCGAAGACAUUAAUGCUGAUCUCAGUCAAUUGAAGAACAACAUCCAGCAACUGAAAGAAGAGAUCCGAGUGAAACUGCCGCAACAGCAGUCAGCAUCCAACUCCGGCACUGGCCAACAGAGCAACACCGGCACUCUGCGUCACAGCCACAAGAAGUCGCGACCCGCCCCUCCGCCACCCCCCGGGGGCAGUCCGCCGCCUUCUGCCGCCUCCGACCUCGAGAUACGGGCUCCCUCGGAGCUGCUAGUCGGAGUCCCCGCCACACUCACGGCGCAGUGGAGGCAUAGGCCUCAUGCCCUGCUGGCUGGCCAUAUCACCUACACUGCACUGUACCUGGGAUCCACUUUAGUCCGAGAUAUGCGAGGGACUGAGUCAACAAAGAAAUCUAUUCAAAAGCUGAAAAAAUCAACAUCAGGAAAUGAAGAGAAAUCCAUUCCAGAAAUCAUACUAGCGAUUUCCUAUAGAGGAGUGAAAUUCCAUACGUCUAAUCAGGAACUAAUUUGUGAGCACGAGAUAAGGAAUAUCCAUUGUGCUUGUCAGGACGCUGAAGAUCUCACACACUUCGCCUACAUUACCAAAGAUCACGCCAGUAAAAGUCACUUUUGCCACGUAUUCUGUGUUCAAACAAUGGAUCAAGCAACUGAAGUUAUACUCACACUAGGCCAAGCUUUUGAGGUAGCCUACCAAAUGGCCUUGAGAGAGAACCUUGCCAGCAACCGUUCUCAGCUGAGCAAACAAUCAGCUGGCAACACAAGUAAUGGCCACACAAGGUCAAGGUCGGUCAACCAGAUUGUCAGUCAGAACAGUCCUGGCACAGUGACGUCAUCAUCACCACAGACCAAUCACUCAAGGUCACAUUCUGUGAAUGAGAUCAAGGUCAAUGGAGCAUCCACAAAUAGUUCACCACAAAAGUACCAGGAGGGAGGAGGUCAUCCAUCAACACCAUCAUCUGUGGUUGGUACCCCUGGUCGGGCGCCAAUUGUUAUGUCUGAAGAUAUUUAAGUUGGAAAAACUGGUUGGAACUGGUUACAAUAUUAAAAUCAGUAUGCUUAGUCAUUCUUUAGUUGCCACAUUCCAGGUGUGGAGUUCAAGAUAUUUUGAUGAGGUUUUUUCAAGAUUGACUGGGCAACUGCUACAACUAGCUACUAAAUUUUAAUUUUCAACCGUUUAGUGGCAAUUGAAAUGUGGAGUUCAAUAUGGUUUGUAAUGUGCUGUGAAUAACUCAAGUCAUAACAAGAGUAUUAAGAAUGUAUUCCAUCAGUAGUAACAAAUUUAGCCAUGAAUCAAGAUUAUAUAUUAUGUGCUGUGAAAAAAAAAUGAUAAAAAAUAUGAAAAUGCACUACCAGAAGAAAUCAAGGAAAGAAAAAUGUAAAAUGUCAUGUUUUUGAGGUUCUGUGCUGUACAAGCUGCUGGCUCGCCAUCCUGUUGGCCAUGAAAUAAUGAUGAAAUCAAAUUGAAUCAGGCUGAGAUUUGACUUCAAGUGCUGUGCAUCAUUUUGAUAGCAGGGAGGAAUUCUGUCUGUGUUGUGUGUGUAUCAUAUCAGUAGGAGGUAUAUGGUUUUCCAUUUACCAGGGUAUCAUAGGAUAUAUCUGUACAACAGAGAAUUGGCAUCCUGGUAAUUCAUGAUACUAUCAAAACUACUUCAAGUAUGCUGCUGAACUUCAUACCAGGAGGUAUCAAAUUUAAUCAAGCCACUGCAAGAUACCAGGAGGCUCACAAUAGGAGGUAUACCAUCUGCUGCCUGGUACUCUACUAUGGAAUAACAUUGCUGCAACUCCCUUCUCUUCAUGUGUCUCUUCUGGUUACCAUUUUUCAUGGUGAUACUUCAUUUGUGAUUUAUCCUGAACAAGGUAAAAGCAAAAAUGUUUGAUAUCUUGAAUUUCCAACUAUUAUUACAUGUAGUACUCGAAUUAUUUGUAUUACUUGAUGAUAUUGUAGUUAACAAUUGUCAAGGCUAAGAAACUCGCAUGAAUAUUAUGCGCCUUAAACUCAGGCCUACUUGUUAAAAUUUAACAAAAACGUUUUUGUAAUAAUUGAUCUCAUCGAAUCUAUUUGCUACAAAUCAAAAAUUUCAAUUCAAUCCAAACUCAAUAAAAUGUGGUUUUCCACCCUAACUCAAUACACUUGAUUUUCCAUUCAAACAAAUAUUUGUUCUUGAUGUUACCAUAAUGUAUGCUGUAAAGUUACCAAUAUUAUUGGGAAUUGCUAAAAUCCCCUAGCAACCUGGAUUAUACACAACUCUGACAUGAAUCUUUCCGAAGAAACAGUGAAGUUCUCGAAUAUUCUUUAACUACAAUUCAAAUCCCAAAGUUGUAUAAUAAUCAUUGUGAGUUUCAUAACCUUGUACAGAGUGAAUAAUAUGUGUUGUAAUAUAAUAUAUUUUGAAACUGUAGUCAAACAAAUUCUAUCACCAGUGCAAAGUUUCCAAAAAUGUAAGUGACAGUUUUAGCUUCACCAUUAUUUUUAAUUUGAUAAUCUCGUUGUUAUUCGAAGUAAAGAUAGUUUAUCUUGAUGAACAAAUUAUUGAAGCAAAUUCGCAUAACGUGCCUGUUACUAAAUAGGACGCUAAUUGACACUUGAGUGAUAAGGUAUAAUAGCACAAUAAUAGUAUGUUGUUCAUACUUUACCUUGAAAUCUCCAGAGACUCGUCAAACCAUGACUAAGUUUAUAGAUUUUUAAAGUCUAUGAAUCAAAAUAUAUGAAUAGGGUAUUAUCCUAGUUUUUAAUACACUAUUGGAAUGAACUAUUCCAUUUACAAAUUGUGUGUGAGCUAGUAUGAAUCGAUUAUUGAGCAUGAAAAAGUCUUACAGCAAUGUGUAUCUUAAUACCGAGUCAAUAGCUGCAUUAAUAUGCAAUUCAAACUGAAUGACCUCUCAUUUUACUCCCGUGAAUUCUAAUUCAAACAUUAUAUUCAAAUUAUUUAUUACAAAUCAUAUUUUUGGUCUACUCUGUCACAUUAAAUGAUUUUUUGGUCUCAUGGUUUUCAAAUAUCAAAAAGAAAACCAUUUACAAUUCUCAAAAAAUUUGAAUAGCUCCUAAAUAUUGAAAACAUCGAAGCAUCAUUGUAUUCUUGGAUAAGAUGUCCAUUUCAUUACAUAUUGUGAACUUUAUCAUGAAUUUUGUGUACAACUGCAGCUUUUAAUAUCAUAUUGGUUUGCUGCGCGUUGAAUGGAAGUGCUAAGUUGAUAAUCCUCAUUGUUAAAGCCUCGCAAUCAUUAUCAGGAUGUAAUAAUAUAGAUUUAAAUAACAUAAUAUUCCAAUCUGCAGGGAAUUAUUUAUUAACAAUCUUUAAACUUGGUGUCAUUCUAUGUGAAUAAUUUUUCCAAUAGACUUCUCCGUAAUACGUAUGUAGUGUAGCCUACCUAUUCUGGGUGAAACAUUUUGGAAUUACGACGCAUUUUUUAAACUAUAAUAAUUUCUGAAUGCAAUACUUAUGUGAAGUAGUCUUUAAUGGCAGCAGGUCUGUCUAUUUUCUACAUGUUGUUAUGUGAUUCGUGUUUCGUGGUGUACUUGAUUCCUCUUGAAACCUCCUAGUUUUCCUCACUCGAGUAUGUUUUGUAACUAUUCGAUCUCCCCUUUCUAUUAGUCCAUGGUCCAGUCAAUCUCUUCAGCAUUUAACGUUCAACGUCUCGCUCUCAAUAAUGGAGAGAGAAACCUAUUUUGAAUUUUAUUCUCUCUGAUCUCUGCAAUCAAUGCAUUGUUAUAAGUGAUCUUUCUACCCCUAUCACUUUCUCUCUCUCUCACACAUAUACACUUUCAGUCACCUCCCCUUUUACUUGCUUUUCUCUCAUCUCUCUCUUCCAAUCUCUCCUCUCUAUCUUACUUUCUCUAUUCUCGACCUCCUCCCCUUUUCUCACCACAUCACUGACUUCAACUUAUUCACUCCCUCUCUCGCCCCUCUGACUCUCACUCUCUCUCCCUCUUUCUCUUCACUCCCUUGACCCAAACUACGUACUCAAAUCUAGUCUGGAGACUGAUCUACUUGCACAAAAUGUUCAAUUGUGCAAACGGGUUUUUGCACAAAUUUUUCAAAAAUCGGGACUGAUUUAUGAGCUUGUGUAUUGAGCAAUCUUUCUUUUAAAAAGAUGAUAACACCAAUCGAGUUUUUGUGAAAAAUUAUUUGGAACAAAUUGAUGUUAAGCAACUUUGUUUUACGAAAAAUACAUACAAAUAAUAUAAUCAAACCUCAAGCAAUGACUUUAUACUCAACAACAAAUAAUGUAUGUGUGUCUAGGUAUAUGAAUGUAUGUAUAUUAUCGAAUAUGAAAAUAUAUGUUUUAGAGGAAAGCCACAACUGUGAUUUAUAACUUAUUUGUAUCGAAAUAUUGUGUAUGUUGUAUGUAUUUGUGUGUGGUAUGUAAGUUUCACAUUUUCAAUGUGAUAUUGUUUUUAUAUUCCCGGAUUAAUCGUUGUUGUUCAUUUUAGAUAUCUCGUAGGAUUAAAAAGGGUGGCUUGGAAAGAUCUUACACAUUAAAAACAAUGUAGAAUAAUUUAUUUCUAUUCAUUUUAAUGAGCUAAUAUUCGUCAAAUUCUAAUCAAUAUGGAAGAUUUAUAAUUGAUUUAUUUGAACAUUAUUUCUUAGAAUUUUUUUCAUUAAUCUAUUCAAAUUAGCAGGGUCAUGUCUGUUUUUCAUUUCCAUAUUUUUUACUUGUGUUUUUUAUGAAAUAUUCUCUCCCUCUUGUCAAUCUUCUAUAUUUUUAAUAUCUUUUCUCUUUUUUGAAAUACGUUUACAUCUUCUCUUGUUCCUUUAAUGCAUUUAUCUGUCUGUUUCUUUGUAUUUGUCCCUCUAUAUAAAUUAUUUGAAUCCAUUAAAACUUACUAAUUGAUUCAAAAUAAUGAUUCUAUUGAUGUUCAACUUCUUUUCUUUCUAGCAAUGUCUUCAACUUUUGUAUUUCAUCAACUGAUUUAUUCUUGUGGAUUAUAUUGAAUACAGUUGCGCAUCCCAAUAAUGAAUUCCAGUUAUCUCAGUCAAGUUUAAUGGGAAUUUAAAAUCAAUUCUGAUAAUUUUACCUAAGCAUUAACAAUUGCUUAAUAUCAAGUAAAUUAUUCAGGGUUCACCAUACAAACAAAUUGAAAGUAAUCGAAAUCAUUUUACUAUAAAAUCGCGUAAUAAAAAGCUUAUAUUCAUAGAUGAUAGUGUUUAAUUGUAUUGAAUUGACAGUUACUAAUAGUAAACUCUACAAACUAAUUAUAAUGCAAUAUUUACAGUAAGACACAAGUACAAUUUUCUUAUGCGAGACCAAUUUUUAAAU
Messenger RNA from Nilaparvata lugens (brown planthopper), 8643 nucleotides. Its product is annotated as ankyrin repeat and SAM domain-containing protein 1A. Lineage: Eukaryota; Metazoa; Arthropoda; Insecta; Hemiptera; Delphacidae. Gene Ontology annotation, molecular function: protein binding. The record is from RefSeq and is a predicted model, not a curated record. Gene Ontology annotation, cellular component: cytosol.